This is a messenger RNA of Monosiga brevicollis MX1, 2041 nucleotides long. RefSeq lists its product as uncharacterized. Lineage: Eukaryota; Choanoflagellata; Craspedida; Salpingoecidae. The transcript is spliced from 9 exons. The record is from RefSeq and is a predicted model, not a curated record. The coding region runs from base 1 to 2010 and encodes 669 amino acids. Gene Ontology annotation, molecular function: ATP binding; ATP hydrolysis activity.
AUGGUGCCCGCACUGUGCAACAAGCUCUUUCAGCGGGCUCGGACGAUGGCUGGCGUACUAAGCGCGCCCGUGGUCAUGUCCCAGACGUCUGCUUCCAUCAUCACCGAGGAAGAGGAUGCCAGCGUCGUUGCCAAGCUGGGUCGGGCCCUGUACGCCAACAGCAAGGAGGGUCUGGCGCCCGACGUGGUGGUCAAGCAAACCGCCGCUCGCCGUAAGCUCGAGGCCAAGCGCCAGCGUGAGCUCGCAGCCAUGCGUAAUUGGCGUGAUGAUGCCGACGAAGAGAGUGCCCGCAAGGCCCUGGAAGUCUACCUCAAGGCCAUUUCUACCCAGCCUCGCUUCACGGGUGACAUUGUCAUCAACGAUGUCAACGUUAAGAAACCUUCCACGACCAUCAACCUCCUCGAGGGUGGCCAGCUGCGCCUGAUUCAGGGCCGCCGCUACGGUUUGAUUGGUCGGAACGGUAUCGGCAAGUCCACUCUUCUUCGUGCCAUUGCCAGCUAUGAGCUAUCCGCCUUUCCCAAAACGCUCAAGGUUGUCCACGUCGCCCAGCACGUCAAGUCGAGCGACGAGCCGGUCAUAAAGUACGUCAUCCAAGCUGAUCUCGAGCUCCAGUCUCUCCAACAAGAGGAGCAGGAGCUUCGGGCCAAGCUUGAACAAGCCGAGAGCUCGGGUGAGGACGGGCAGGUACUUCAAAACCGCAUCCAGCAAAUCUAUGACCGGCUGAAUGAAAUGGAGUCCUUCUCAGCCGAAGGCCGUGCUGCCGAAAUUCUCAAGGGUCUGCAAUUUACCGCCGACAUGAUGCAACAGCCCGUCUCUUCGCUCAGUGGUGGCUGGCGCCAACGUGCCGGGCUAGCUGCGGCACUUUUUGUGGCCCCGGAUCUGUUGGCACUGGACGAACCGACCAACCACUUGGAUUUCACAUCGGUGCUCUGGCUCCAGGAUUACUUGAAAAAGUACCCAAAGACCAUCAUCAUCGUGUCGCACGAUCGCAUGUUCCUUAACGAGGUCGUGACCGAUGUGGUCCUCUUUGCCAACAAGAAACUGAGCUACUACAAGGGUGAUUACGACUCUUUCGUCAAGGUUCGCCAAGAACAAUACCUGGCCGCCAAGCGCGCGUACGAGGCCCAGCAGAUGCAGCGUCAGCACAUGCAAGAGUACAUCGACAAGUUUUAUAAUGACAAGCGCUCCAGUGCCCAGGCUGCGCGUGUCAAGCAAGCCAUGUCCAAGAAGAAGGCUCUCGAGAAGAUGGAAGAGUUGCAGGAUCCGGAUGCGGACGUGGACGAGGACUCGCUCAAGCUUCGCUUCCCAGAACCCAGCCUUGUCAAAAAGAACCAACUCAUUCAAGCCCAGGAGAUUAGCUUUGGACUUGCAUUUAACGACGACGGCAAAUUGCCUCCUUGCAGCUAUGAUGAGAACCGCCUCAUUGUGCAAGAUGUAUCUUGCGCCAUCGAGAAGGACAGCCGCAUUGCCAUUCUUGGUGUCAACGGCGCAGGCAAAUCCACGCUCCUGGGCCUUUUGUUGGAAGAGCUGGACCCAAGCAAGGGUACUGUCAGCGUUCUGGGUGGCAUGCGUGUGGCCCUCUUUGCACAGCAUCACGUGCAGCAGCUGCGUCUGGAAAUCUCGCCCAUUGAGCAUCUCCGCGAGGAGUUUCCGGGCAUGUCGGUUCAAGAAUGUCGCAAUUACCUUGGCUCUUUCGGUAUUCGUGGCGAGACUGCAACCACUCAGAUUGGCUUUCUAUCGGGUGGUCAGCGCUCUCGUGUUUCCUUGGCCACGCUCACUCAGCGCCAGCCCCAUCUGAUCGUUCUUGACGAGCCUACCAACCAUCUGGACAUGGAGACCAUUGAUGUGCUCAUCGAGGCCAUUGCCGUCUUCCCGGGUGCCGUGGUGGUCGUGAGCCACGACCAGUACUUUUUGACCCGAGUGGGCCGUGAAUUCUGGAGUCUCUCCAAGGGCCACCUGAAUGUUUUCCAAGAGUUGUCCGAUGCCAAAAAGGCUUGCUACAAGCUUUGAGCAUCUCCAUCGAAAUUGAUUAGACUGCCUC